This is a messenger RNA of Equus quagga, 2733 nucleotides long. Its product is annotated as zinc finger protein 551-like. NCBI's taxonomy places the organism in Eukaryota, Metazoa, Chordata, Mammalia, Perissodactyla, Equidae. The record is from RefSeq and is a predicted model, not a curated record. The transcript has 3 exons. Gene Ontology annotation, biological process: regulation of DNA-templated transcription. Bases 186 to 2165 code for a protein of 659 amino acids.
CUUCCUCGUGGCGGUCGUUUUGGCUUCUCUGGACUCUGUUCACUGAGGGAGAGGCCCUGUAGCGCUGGGUCGCGACGGAGAAGGCCCUGAAGACGUUGUCCCCGCUGCUCAGAGCGGGUCUGAGGCUUGGCGGCGGCGCGCCCCGGGUGACCCGCACCAGACCGGGAGCUCCGCCCCCGAGGCCGAUGGCGGCGGCCGCGCGGAGGGAGCCGGCUCAGGGUAUGAACUUUGAGGAUGUGGCCAUCAGCUUCUCCCAGGAGGAGUGGAGGCUCCUCGAUGAGGCUCAGAGACUCCUGUACUGUGAUGUGAUGCUGGAGACCUUUGCUCUUGUAGCAUCCCUGGGUUGUUGGCAUGGAGCAGAAGAUGAGGACGCUCCUUCUGAGCAGAAUGUAUCUGCAGAAGGAGACUUACAAGUCAGAGCUUCCACAACCGGUCCAUCCACCCAGAACACCCAUUCCUGUGAGAUGUGCAUCCUAGGCCUGAAAGAUAUUUUGCAUGAUGCUGAGCACCAAACAGUACACCCUUUGCAGAAACCAUACUUGGGCAGCACAUGUGUGAGAUGUCUCUGUUUCAGUGGAAAUCUUCACCAGCAACAGAGGCAGGACAGUAGAGAGAAGCCCUGGAAUAGAGAUGUGAACAGGGCCUCGUUUGUGACAAGCUGCAGCUUGUAUGUGUCAGGGGAGCCUUUCAGCUGUAGGGAGGUUGGUGAGGACCCUCUGGCCACCUUAAGCCUUCUCCAACACCAGGCCGUUCCCUACAGUGAGACACCACACAGUUACAGUGAGAGUGGGCAGGCCUUUCUCAGUGGAAAAAGUCAUGACAAAAGGGGUGAAUGUGAAAAAGCUCCCAGCCACAACCAUACACUUGUUCAGCAUGAGAGUGUCUGCUCUGGAGAACAGCUUUAUGAGGGUGGCAAAUGUAGGAAAGCCUUCAAUUGCAACUACAGAUUUGUUCAGCACCAGCAAGUUCCCACUGGACAAAGGCCAUAUGAGUGUGGUGAAUGUGGGAAAUUCUUUAGCGAAGUCUCUGACCUUAUUAAGCACCGGAGAACUCACACUAGAGAAAAGACUUAUGAAUGCAGUGAAUGUGGAAAAAUCUUUAUCCACAGAUCCAAACUCAUUUACCACCAGAGGCAACACACUGGAGGAAAGCAUUAUGAGUGUGGCGAAUGUGGGAAAUCCUUUAGCUACAAAUCUAACCUCAUUGAACACUGGAGAGUUCACACUAGAGAAAGACCUUAUGAGUGUAUUGAAUGUGGGAAGUCCUUUAGACAAAGCUCUAGCCUUUUUCGACACCAGAGAGUUCACACUGGAGAAAGACCUUAUGAAUGCAAUGAAUGUGGGAAAUCCUUUAGACAGAUCUUUAACCUCAUUCGACAUGGAAGAGUUCACACUGGAGAAAUGCCCUAUGAGUGUAGUGAUUGUGGGAAAUCUUUUAGCUGCAAAUCUGAACUCAUUCAACACCAGAGAAUUCACAGUGGUGAAAGGCCUUAUAAGUGUAGUGAAUGUGCAAAGUCUUUCAGACAGUUCUCUAACCUCAUUCGGCACCGGAGUGUUCAUACUGGAGAAAGGCCAUAUGAGUGCAGUGUUUGUGGGAAGUCUUUUAGCCGCAAAUUUAUCCUCAUUCAACAUCAGAGAGUUCACACCGGAGAAAGACCUUUUGACUGCAGUGAAUGUGGAAAGUGUUUUACCCGCAAAUCUGAUCUCAUUCAACAUCAGAGGAUUCAUACUGGCACAAGACCUUAUGAGUGCGGUCAAUGUGGGAAAUCCUUUAGACAACGCUCUGGCCUUAUUCAACACCGCAGAGUUCAUUCUGGAGAAAAGCCUUAUGGAUGUGGGGAAUGUGGGAAAUCCUUUAGCCAAAGUGCUAGCCUCAUUCAACACCAGAGAGUUCACACUGGAGAAAGACCUUAUGAAUGUAGUGAAUGUGGGAAAUCCUUUAGUCAAAGCUCUAGCCUCAUUCAACACCAGAGAGGUCACACUGGUGAAAGGCCUUAUGACUGCAGUGAAUGUGGGAAACCCUUUACCCACAAAUCUGACCUCAUUCAACACCAGAGAGUGCACACUGGAGAAAGACCUUAUGAGUGUAGUGUAUGUGGCAAAUCCUUUAGCCGCAAAUCUAACCUCCUUAGACACCGGAGAGUUCACACUGGAGAAAAACUUUAAAUGUGCCAGGAAUAUUUCUUUCUUCACUCAGUGUAAUAAUGCUGGAGGAGAGUGUGUGAAAGACAUUUUCCUGACUGUAAGCUUCUUUUAUCUGAAAAUAGACUGUAUAAGGUUCCUCAUAAGUUUCAGGUAUGUGGGAGGCUUUAAUGAAAUGUAAUACACUAACCAACAUGCCCAGGGCUAUUGCCAGAUUUAUAUCACUGCAGUUUCUGUUGCUAAAGCCAUUUCUCCUUUACUCCCUGGCACACCUCAACAGUGUACAUCAGUCGGCACCCUGGUGUGGUCAGAGAAGCUGACCUCUCUUGUCCCAUUUGCUUGAGGAAAUUAUGAGCCCUUUGCAGGAUCCUCGUUCCUUUCUCUCUGUCUUUAAAGAAUAGACCUGACCCAGUUUCAGUCAGGAAGACCCAUCCUCAACUUACUAAGAAGGACUACCUUUUUCAAGGACGUGGUUGUUCUCACAUCAGGCUUGUGAUGAACUCUUCAGGUUCUAAUUCAUCAACCUAGGAACUGAUGACAUUGGUCUAGUUUAUGUUCUUUUAAUAAAGGUCUUUUUUUUUUUUUUUUUGAG